This is a messenger RNA of Prosopis cineraria, 1912 nucleotides long. Its product is annotated as rust resistance kinase Lr10-like. The coding region runs from base 370 to 1602 and encodes 410 amino acids. The record is from RefSeq and is a predicted model, not a curated record. Gene Ontology annotation, biological process: protein phosphorylation. NCBI's taxonomy places the organism in Eukaryota, Viridiplantae, Streptophyta, Magnoliopsida, Fabales, Fabaceae. Gene Ontology annotation, molecular function: ATP binding; protein kinase activity. The transcript has 2 exons.
GCUGAGACUCCAUAUUUGCUUUCAUUAUUCAAUAUGUUUUCUGAGUUGCUGCUACGGCUAUAUCUUCUUAGGGAGGAUUCAGAACUGUGAUCUGCUUCUUGGUUUGGUGUUUUUCAAUUAGUUCUGAAUCUGGAUUUUAUAGUUUAAUUUGUGCUAGACACAUCAAUAUAUGUUUAUCUCACCAUAUAUGAAAUAUGGUUUUGAAAUUAAUUGGUUUUCAUUUUGAUGAAGUUCAUAUAAACGGGGGCAACUGAAUCUGGAUCUUUCACUCUGAGGGAUCGGAGUUGCAGAAUCAUGUGUUGGUGGUGAUGAAGAUGAUUUAUAUGCAUCGAAAUUCACUUACAUAUAACUUAAGCCAAUUGUUCAGCCAUGUCACCUGAAUCUACGAGACUGAUCAUUAGCUUGGUGUCAAGCGUGCUUCCGGUCACAAUAAUGAUAACCAUAUAUGUCUUCUAUUGUAAAAUAUGUAUGUACCAAAGGCGUAAACCAGCAAAAGUCGCAGAACUGGAAAGCGGGAACUCAAAUGAUCAGAUUCUGACAUAUAGAAUGGACAAGUUUCUCAAUGAUAUUGAAUCACAAAAGCCUAUCAGAUUCACCUCACAUCACCUAACGCGUGCAACAAACAAUUACUCCAACAUGUUGGGCUCAGGAGGAUUCGGAUCAGUUUAUAAAGGAACACUUCGUAAUGGAACUAUUGUGGCAGUGAAAGUUCUACGUAGUAGUGUUUCUGACAAGAGAAUGGUAGAGCAGUUCAUGGCUGAAGUGAGCACAAUUGGACGAGUUCAUCAUUUCAAUCUGGUUCGCCUCUUAGGAUUUUGCAUUGAAACUGAUAAGAGGGCUUUGGUUUAUGAGUACAUGAGCAAUGGAUCUCUUGACAAGUACUUGUUUUCUAAAAACAAGAUCUUAGGAUUUGAGAAGCUUCAUGAGAUUGCUGUUGGAACGGCUAAAGGCAUUGCUUACUUACAUGAAGAAUGCAACCAGAGGAUUAUCCACUACGACAUUAAACCAGAAAACAUUCUCUUGGACCAUGAUUUCUGUCCUAAAGUUUCUGAUUUUGGUUUAGCCAAGCUCUGUAACAGGGAAAAGUCUUGUGUUACUAUGACAGGACUAAGAGGGACACCAGGUUAUGCUGCACCAGAACUUUGGAUGCCUUUUCGUGUAACUCACAAGUGUGAUGUUUUCAGCUUUGGAAUGUUGUUAUUUGAAAUCAUAGGAAGAAGAAGGAACCUUGACGUGAACCUCACAGAAAGUCAAGAGUGGUUUCCAAGACAGGUUUGGAUAAAAUUUGAGAGUGAAAAUCUAGAAGAGCUGAUAACAGAUUGUGGUAUACUUGAAGAUAAAGAGAAAGUGGAAAGAAUGGCAAGAAUAGCUUUCUGGUGUGUUCAAUAUAGACCAGAAUUGAGACCCAUUAUGAGUGUCGUGGUGAAAAUGUUGGAAGGCUCAAUGGAUAUCCCAAAUCCUUCAAACCCAUUUCAACACUUGAUGGAAGAAGAUCAUGCAACAUUGGAAGCAGCACAAAAGGAUAUUAGUAUCGAUGCUGUUUCAUCUCUCGAGAUAUCCAAAUCUUCCAUUGUGUAUGAGACCCGGACAGAUUCUCUUUAGAUGGAAUCCUGUCAUGCAUGGUUUAGAGUAUAAGUUCUGGACUUAUUGAUUUCUAGUGAUUUGAUUGUGUUGGAUAGAGGUCAAGGCACAUGUAGAAUCUGUAAACAUGUGCCAUUUUUAUAAUUGAAGACUGGCUAUCUAUACUAGAGUUGUGAUCUGACAAUAAGGACGUCUAUAUAUCAUACGAUUAUAUGGUUAUGUGGCAAGGGGAAAUCGUCCAGCCAACACUUUGCACAUGUGCGUGUAUAAAUAUGAAUAUAUGAUGCAUUAUAUCCAAUGUAUUAUGUACGUGUGCGUACUCUUUAGUACA